AUGGCAGCUGUGCAGGCUCAUGACGGCGAGGUCGCGCUGCGUACGGCGAGCGGCGAGGUCCUCAAGCCGGCCGCGCUGGGCAUCACGGAGCCCCACGCCAAGGAGAAGCUCAACGACUUCGUUGAGGUCCACGGAAUGACGAAAACGGGCCCUGUGGAGCCCUCCGCCCACUUCACGCAGCGACUCGUCCGCGCCGUCGAGCGGGUGUGGUCCGCGUGGGAGGCGCAGGGCCACGAGGGCCGGCCCGAGGGCGCUUCGCCGGAGGAACGGUGGGAUGCGUGCAUCACGGCGCUCGCUGUGAUCCAGGAGGAGGAGGACGAGGUGGCGAAGAUGGACGAGGGCAUCAGCGCGAGCCUCGCGGCGGCGGAGGCGCAGGCGGCGGCGGCGCCCAAGGUCCAUGAAAGCGGCGACGCCGAGGUCCUCCGCAAGUUCCGCAACUCCACGAUCCUCGGCAUCAUCCUCGACGCGUGGCGGACGCACGCGCCCGACCCUGCUCCUCCUGCCGGCAGUCCCCCCCCGAAGCAGCAGGCCACUACCCCCCCCGCCAAAAGCACCCCCAGGCGCUCCUCCCGCGCCACGGCCGAGGCCGCGCGCGACCAGGCCGGCGAAGCGCCGUCGCCGGCGCCCGCCGCGCGCGCCCCCACAGCGCUGCCCGAGCAGGGGCACUGCCUGCGGAAGCCACUGCUUGACUGGCUGCAGCUGGAGCAGAGCUGCGGGCGAUGGUACGGCGUCGAGGUGACGCAGCCUGUGGUGAUCGAGCGCGUGAAGCGGACGAUCGACGGCGCGGCGGAGGCGGUCGCAGAUAGGAAAAAGCGACGGCGGUCGUCAGGGGGGGGUUGUGCGGAUGCGGAGCGGGCGCUGGCGGACGCGUUGGCGAAGGAGUACGAGGUGAUGUACGGGGAGGCGCUGGAGCUGCCGGAGGUGGCCGGGGCGGUGCCGAACGUGUUUCGAGCGUCGUUUGUGGCGCACGAGAGUCAGGAAGAAGUGUGCGCGCUGCGGACGGGCGGAGGCGCCGCGAACGGCUCGGAUGACGUGAUCGUCAUCGACUGA
This is a messenger RNA of Pedinophyceae sp. YPF-701, 1050 nucleotides long. The record is from the annotation of a GenBank genome assembly. NCBI's taxonomy places the organism in Eukaryota, Viridiplantae, Chlorophyta, Pedinophyceae.